Molecule: messenger RNA, 984 nt
Organism: Fusarium mangiferae
Lineage: Eukaryota; Fungi; Ascomycota; Sordariomycetes; Hypocreales; Nectriaceae
Exons: 4
Coding region: 1-984 (327 amino acids)
Molecular function (GO): hydrolase activity
Source: RefSeq, a predicted model, not a curated record
AUGUCUAUCCCUUGGAACGACGACUCAGUCUUUGAGUCUUACAACAUUAUUGAAGAGACAUUCAAAACUGUCUCAUCCCAUGAUAUCAAAACAGCCAUUCUGAUCCCCAAGAACCUCAAGCCAGGUCACCACCCAAUCAUCUAUCACAUACAUGGUGGUUUUCUAGUCAUGGGGAGUGGCCUGUUCGGCCCUUUCUUCCCUAAGUGGGUUGAUAAGCUUGCACUCCAAAACUCCGCCAUUAUUGUCUCCCCCGACUACAGACUUUUGCCUUCUGCGAAUGGUCUGGAUGAUGUGCUUGAGGAUGUCGAAGAUGGCUGGCAGUGGACCAAGAAUAACUUGCCUGCUAUCCUGAAAGAGAAGGCUCCUGGUCACUCUGUUGACUUUUCGCAUGUCCUUCUUGCCGGAGGAUCAGCUGGUGGAUACUGCUCAACUCAGCUUGCUCUCUCUCAUCCCGACGACUUUCACUCUCUUGCUGUCGUGUAUCCUCUGCUAGACACCAAAGACAGACUGUAUCUUCAAGGUGCACUCCCUGACGAACCAACCGUACUACGUAUGCCGCUAGAAGAAAUCCCAUCUAUGGAAGAUACUUUAGCUUGGAUCGAAAAGACGCGCAAAGUUCCCGAAUCAAGAGCUGGUUUUGAGAGAACUCCCUUCGCAGUCGCAGCCUGCCAGCGGGGAAUUUUCGCAUCUCACAUGCUUGACAACAAGGGUCUUGACAAGACGAUCUUCCAUCCUCUUGAGAGAGUUGAAGCUGGUGCGAAAUUACCCGAGCAUAUGUGGAUCAUGCAUGGAGAUGAUGACUCGACAGUGCCCAUCCGCGGCUCUCAGAAGUUUGUUGACCUCGUGGCUGAGAAGCUACCAGAGACUGUUGUGCGAUACGAUCCCGUUGCUGGUGAGGAUCAUGGCUUUGAAUUUGACGAGAAGAGAUGGGAGUCUUUUGCCGAUGAGGCACUUGCCUUUGUGAGAGAUGCUUGGUUAGCUUAG